GACAACUUUCCCGCUCUCUUUAAUGCACCCUUAGUUUAUCUUUGACCGAAAUGUUUGCAGUGGGCCCGGAGGUGCUAACUGGGUUACUUAAUCAGCAAAGAUAUACAUGAGUGUAAAAGUUUCUAUUCUUACUGAAAACCAUGCACAAGUGAAUACUGUUCACAUCUAAAAGUUUGACACUUGAAACAUUUACAUCUGCUUGUUUUCCGCGUUCGUCCAGUCAUAAGCAGAUUGAUGAAUUACCGGAGUCAAGGCAGGUGUUCUUGGAGUAGCAGCAAUAUUCCACCCUUAUUUUCUGUUGAUAACGUGUGUCUAGAUGGUUUGAUUGUCUCCAUUGCUGGUUCUAUGUCGGCGGUCACGGGGAAGUUUUAUGAGACAUGGAAUGGUGUUUCUCUGGCUGAGACAGCUGGUAGUGGUCACAGUAGUAAGAGAAAAUGCACUAUUUAGUAGCAUGAAGCUGUGAUAGGCAAAAGUGUUUUGGUGGCACCUGUGGAGUUUCGCGCCAACAAGUCGACAAUGGUGACCCUUUUUUCACCUUUUCAGAUAAUCAUCUUUGGCGUAGAUGUGGUUCCAAGCUAUUGAACAAAAGAUGUGUGUACUUUGCAGUAGCUGGCUGCGCCUAUUGAAAGUGGUAGAUAUGAAGAGGUCAGUUAUCUCUGACCACUGAUUCUCGCGUCCUAUAUCUUGUGUUAGGUGUAAUAAUAUGGUGAGCAAUAUUGAGGUCCGUGUACCAAACCAAAAGCACACUUACUGUAUGGGGAUAGGUGGUACUACCCAGUUGUCUAGGCUGAAAGAGGCAAAGCAGGACUCAAACUUGAAAUCCACUGACCAGAAGCCUGUGUGCCUAAGCUAAUGAGUCCCAUCUCCAGAAUAAUGAGGUUAAGAGUAGUGUUAGGUAAGAAAGGAAAGUCAAUCGUUGAGUCUGCGAAACUGACGAACGACCACCUACCUCAUCGAGAAAUGUAGGCUGACAUAAGAUUAGGUUGGAAAGGAUUUGGAGGCAAUUAAUUAAAGACGUGAUAUUGAUCCAUGAAGUCUUUGACUGUUGGUUUUAGUCACGCAUGCAGGUGCAGGCUGGUUGGGUCCCUCAAACGCUAAAUACUAGUGGUUGGAGACUGUUGGUGAUAUGGUUAAAAAUCGUUCUCAUUGGCGCAGAUGCAUUCACUGUUUAUAAACUCCUAGAUCCAUCACAUUCUCUGUUUAGUUCUUCCUUUCGUGCGUUUCCGUUUAUUACGGCUUAUUUAUAGUUUUUCUCUACUUCUGUGUGCUUCAUAAAAUGUGGCAACUUGGACUGCUGUACUCAUGUGUAAAUUCAGUCCAGUUACUCAACAACAACAACAACCUGCAUUUCCAUACAGUUAACAAUGAACCAAGCCGUUGAGAUUAAUGGCUAGUGAUGCAAGAGACUUUGAAGCAGUUAAUAAGAGUAAAUCAGGCUACUUUAAUUAAAAGAAGCGUUGAAAGAAGUACGGGAAUACUAGAUAGGUUCCUUGCCUUGAAACGUCACACAAAUAACUCCCAGUUCUAAAUAAGAGUGUCGGUAUUCAUCCAGAUGAUGACCAUUGAUGGACGUAAGCUGAUUUUGCAUUGCAGCAUAGCUGACUUAUUAGUUGCCCGAAGGAAACACCGUGUGCUGUAAUAUACCUAUCGUCUUCACACCCGCUUCAUGGGGCAAGCUAUUUACCCUGAGGUAGUGACAGCUUUUAGUCUCUGUUACCACGAUAGAAUCUGCAGGAAGAUUCGUUAUAGGUAGUGUGGCUUGGGUCAUUGCGACAUACAAGCCCGAUCAUCAGGUUUCAUUUGGCUCUGGACUUUAAUGGCAGGAGGACGUAAGGAAGCAUUACGGAGAUGGCUAGCAAACGUUGGUACCGGCUAAUGAUGUGUUGGGAUCUGGUCAAAGAUUCGGAAUUCUGUAGAUUACGUGUUGCAGCAGCAGUGUUGCUUAUGAGGAGUUGAAUGAAUAACUGUACUUGGGUCCUGUAUUAGUACAACAUACAUUCAAAGACUGAUUUAAUUCAUCUUUAUCCAUGUAAAUGUGUGUAAUUUAAUACGAGAUACUGUUGAGUCAGUUUGGAGGGUUUCUACAUUUAUCGUAUAUUUUAUGGGUAUGAAGUACAUACCAAGCCAGUAUGUCUUACCAACGCUGUCGACUAACAAGAAUAUUGUGUAUGUAUGUGUGUGUGUGUUCUAGACAGAAAAUCGAUCCCCACGGGGACAAAGAAAGCGGAGUUAUUUCUUUCAGUAGAUCAGUCUUUCUUUGUAAAUUGUAGUUACUGCAGUAACUGAAGCAAAAGAGAGAUGCAAUAUGUGUAUGUGGCAGCAACUGACUGCAGGUUUUAUUUAAGUGUAUUACUGGUUUUUAUUUUGUCAUGCAUCUGCUAAAUGUGAAGCUAAAAUUUGUUGUUUAGGAUUUCCUCCUUAUUGAAAGCCUGUUUACUGUGACUUCCUGCUUCUUUUGUACAUUGUACGUUUCAAACUUUAGAAGUGUGGAAAUAUAUUCCUUUUUUGCAAUUGACUGUGUUAAGGCUGUAGAGAUGUAAAACUGACACCAGGUUGAUUUCAUGCUUUUUUACUAAGUUGGAAAAACGUUUAAUAUGCAUUACAUAACCAUUUUGAUGUGUUGUUAAAACUUGUGUAAUUAUUGUCAUUUUGUCUACAGAUCUAGAUAAAAUGCGCCGCUUAGACUGCUGUCUGUUUGCUCUUUACUUGGCUGUUACGGAAAUUCUUGUUUAUGUGGCUUCUGAAGAAUUGUCUGUGUCGCCUAUCGCUCAAGCAUUACGUGUUGGUGAAUCUGGGAUUUUUGAGUGUUCUACAGAAAACUCAAGCCAUGCCUCAUACCUACAGUGGGUACUUAAUGAUGAUACAGUUCUUCUAAAUGGUAAUCAGUCAGCAGAUGGUCGAUUUGCUAAUGAAAAUGGUAUCCUGACAAUGAGUAAUCUUACUUUACACCAUUCUGGUGAAUAUCAGUGCUUCGAUCCUGAGACAAAUAGCAAUGUAACAAGCCAUCUAAAAGUGUAUAUUAUGCCAUCUUAUGUACUCGAAGGAUCUAUUGUUAUUGCUGUUAAUGGUGUCCUCUUGAUCCUAUUUAUCUAUUCAGUCAUCAAGACUUAUCGGGAACAGAAUCGAAAAGAUCGUAUGCAUGCUUUUUAA
Molecule: messenger RNA, 3150 nt
Organism: Trichobilharzia szidati
Lineage: Eukaryota; Metazoa; Platyhelminthes; Trematoda; Strigeidida; Schistosomatidae
Source: the annotation of a GenBank genome assembly